Molecule: messenger RNA, 1265 nt
Organism: Drosophila obscura
Lineage: Eukaryota; Metazoa; Arthropoda; Insecta; Diptera; Drosophilidae
Product: serine protease easter
Exons: 4
Coding region: 92-1186 (364 amino acids)
Biological process (GO): proteolysis
Molecular function (GO): serine-type endopeptidase activity
Source: RefSeq, a predicted model, not a curated record
UCUUGUUGUUUUCCCCACGCCGUCGAGUUGAUCGCUAGCCCCACAUCGGUUCAGAUUGAUAAUCGUAUAGCUCUGAUCAAUCCGGAGCGCGAUGGGAACUUUUUCUGACCGAAGCACAGCCGCUGUGGCGGCUGUUAUUUUCUCGCUGGCAUUGUGCUCGACCGCUCAGAGCACAGAGAACUGCCUAUCGAAUACCCAGAAUGGUAGGGCGAUCGGGCACUGCAUCUCCAUCCGGGAGUGCGAAUACUUUAUGAAGAUAUUGUCAUCCGUGAACCUAACCCAGAGCGAUCGCAGUCUGUUGCGCGAAAAUCAAUGUGGUGCACGCCACCGUGAUGUUCAGGUCUGUUGUCCCAGCACGGAGGGACUGGGUGCACUCUCUGUUCCGUUGCUGCCCCAGAACUGCGGCUCUGUUAGGUGGCAGCGCACAAACACCACAGAAACGCGGAUCAAAGAGUUCCCAUGGCUGGCUCUUAUCGAAUACACAAAAGCGUCCAACGAGAAGAUCCAUGCGUGCGGUGGAGUGCUGAUAAGCAGCCGCUAUGUGCUCACCGCGGCACACUGUGUGGCCAUUGGUGCGGCCGAUAAUCUGCGGAUUAGCGCCGUGCGGCUGGGGGAAUGGGACACGAGCACGAAUCCAGACUGCCAGUUUCUCGAGCAAACGAACACCGCCGACUGCGCUCCCGUAUACCAGGAUAUUGGCUUGGAGCAGGUCAUCAUCCAUCCGCGAUACAGCAAAUCCGACCAGAGCCAGGUGAAUGACAUUGCCCUGAUACGCCUGGCCCAGCCGGCCCUACUCAACGAGUUCGUGGAGCCCAUUUGUCUGCCCAACAAGCAGCUGCGCGCUGACGAGCUGCAGGGUCUGAUUACUGAGGUUGGCGGCUGGCAGGCCAAGUCCAGCCCGCGCCUCAAGAAGAGCACGGUGACAAUUACCUCUAUGGAGGAGUGCCAGAAUAAGUACGCCAUUCGGAAUCUGCACCUCCAACCCACUCAGCUGUGCGGUGCCGCCAACAGCAACGAGUGCCAUGGAAACGGUGGCGGACCCCUGAUGUUGUUCAAGAAUGGUAGCUAUCUACUCGCAGGCCUAAUCUCCUUUGGGCCCGUUCCGUGUCCAAAUCCAAACUGGCCCGAUGUCUACACUCGUGUGGCCUCCUACGUUGACUGGAUACAGGAACAGCUAAGGCCAUAAGUGGAAGAAUCUAUUGCAUUGCUUUUAUUUUUUUUGUACAUACGAGAAAUUGUUCAACCAUUCAUAUACGAAUCGAAUG